AGUGGUCAAACGGACUUUCAUAUGUGCCUUUGCAGUCACAACUAUACAAAAUCCUAAGUUUUUCAACCUAAGAUGUGGUUAUACAUUCAAAAGUAGCAACCCUCAAUAAAUGUACAAUGUCGGACCGCAAACGAAGACGAGAGCACAGCGAGGACAAACGUGAACGAAAGAAACACAAGGAGACAAAACAAGAUGAAGACAAAUACAAGCACCAAACCAAAAAACUGAUCCAUGAGGUGCAGAAACUCAAGCAUGUGGAGACUUUCUAUGAAAAUGCUCCUCCUGGUUUUAUAAAGGAAGACACCGAGAAACCAGAGGACUGUAUUCCUGAUGACCCUGGUAAUGAGGAUGCCAGAAGCUUCUUGGCUCACGCUCCCACGAAAGGCCUGUGGAUGCCUCUGGGGAAAGAGGUGAAGGUCAUGCAGUGCUGGAGAUGUAAGAAGUACGGCCACAGAACAGGAGACAAAGAAUGUCCUUUCUUCAUUAAAGGCAACCAGAAACUGGAGCAGUUCAGGGUGGCUCAUGAAGACCCAAUGUAUGACAUCAUCCGAGAAAACAAGCGUAAUGAAAAAGAGACCAGGAUCCAGCAGUUAAAACAGCUGCUUCAAGACACAACCUCCGACUCAGACUCCACUUCAUCAUCCUCAUCCUCCUCCUCUGAUCACAGCCGGAAGAAGAAGAAGAAGAAGAAGGAGAAGAGGAAGAAAGAAAAGAAGAAACACAAGAAGAAAAAGAAGAAGCAGAAGGUCAGGGCCGGCAGUGACUCAGACUCCGACUGAAGCAGGACUCAACACUCUGUCUCAUAAAGUCUGCAGUGUCUGUCAGCCUAUCAGAGGAACAGAACAGGCUUCAUGCGUUCCCCAGGACAACUCGCA
Molecule: messenger RNA, 875 nt
Organism: Danio aesculapii
Lineage: Eukaryota; Metazoa; Chordata; Actinopteri; Cypriniformes; Danionidae
Gene: rp9
Product: RP9 pre-mRNA splicing factor
Exons: 6
Coding region: 117-779 (220 amino acids)
Biological process (GO): RNA splicing
Source: RefSeq, a predicted model, not a curated record